AUGAAGUUCGACGUGUUGAUCCUUGCCAGUGGCCUCUCCGGUAUGGCUCAGGCGGCCGCCGUGAACACCACGACCUCCGCGGUCCCCAGCCCGACAGAGCCAUGCGCUGUUGCCAGUGCUGCAUACGCGUCGCAGAUCGCCGUGUCUCCCUCUGCCACUCCCACAGUCGCUGCCGACAUCGCUCAUGAGUGCUUGCUCUCUGUGCCUCUGGGCAAGGAGGCAGCCAUCGAGCUUGUUGACUCGAUCGAGCCUUAUCUGGAAUGGCAAUCAGACUCUGCAUAUCUGGCAGACCCACCGGCAGAUUACUUCUACCCGGCUUACGACAUGUUUGCUAACCUGGCUACCAUCCGCACCAAGCUCGAGAGUGAUGGCUACGCGGGCGAGUAUGAGUUUCAGGCGGAGUUGUACAAUACUGUCUUCGGCCCAGCCCACGACGGUCACUUUGUCUACUACCCUGACCUGCUGACUCUCGUCUUCGACUGGAACCGACCGCUGUCACUGGUGUCGAUCAGUGAGGACCAGUCCUCUUUGCCAGAGAUCAAGGUCUACCAGGAUGUCAUCUCAUCUCCCAGCAACGCCUCAACCGUAACCCUGAUCAAUGGGAUUGACGCAGCUACGUAUCUCGGAGACACCAUCAACCAGGCUGGUUGGAACCAGGAUGUAGACUCGGCUUACAACUCCAUGUUCUUUGAGCUGUCUGCGCCUGCUGCCGGCUUGGGCGUGGGAUACUUCCAGGGUGGUGGCCGUAUUCGGUACAUCUACCACGGCGACAACACCAAUAUCACAUUCGCCAACGGGACUGAGAUCACUCUGGAGAACUACGCCCGUAUCAAGGUGCCCCUGACGGGUAUCACAGAUGGAGAGUCCAUGUACGAGACAUUCUGCAACCCCAACGGCUACGACAGUGGUGCAGCCGCCACUUCUGUCACCAACGCUACUUCGGCUACUCUGGCGAGCAUUCCCGGCUAUCCCACGCCUGUGGUCAUCACCAAUGAUGCUAUUGUUGCUGGCUUUUACCUUGAUGGCGAGGGAUACGAAGACGUCGCAGUCAUUGUACUACUGGCCUUUGAGAGCGAGUCUCCAGCCGAGUUCCAGGCUGUAGCCUCCAAGUUCUUUGCGGAUGCCGUUGCCGCUGGUAAGACCAAGCUGGUCAUCGACUUCCAAGGAAACGGCGGCGGCUACAUUCUGCAAGGAUAUGACUUCUUCCGCCAGCUGUUCCCCCAGGUGCAAGAGGACGGAUUCUCGCGUUGGAAGGAUAGUGAUUCUUUCUUGGCCAUAUCUGACGUUGUGUCCACUCUGGUCGCCAAGAUCGACCCGUACACAUCCGACGACGAGACUCUGAUCGGCUACUACGAGAGUUGGUUCAACUACCGCUACGACCUCAACCUCACCCUGGAUCCGUUCCUCACUUUCGAGGACAAGUUCGGCCCCGUCGUCUACCAGGACACGAACUACACCGAUAUCAUGCGUUGGAAUCUCAACGACAACCUGACGACCACCAACGAGACCUUUGGCCUGGGCAUUGAAAUCUCCGGUUACGGCACCCUCGCCAACCUCACGCAGCCCUUCGCAGCAGAGAACAUUGUCAUGCUCUACGACGGUGUCUGCGCCAGCACAUGCACCCUCGCGUCGGAGAUGCUCCGCAUCCAGGGCGGCGUCAAGUCCGUCGCCAUGGGCGGCCGGCCCCAGGAAGGUCCAAUCCAGGGUGUUGGCGGUGUCAAGGGCGCGCAAGUGCUGGACUGGGGCACCGUGCUGGCCUUCAACCAGUUCGCGCUCCAGGACGGCGCGAACAUCACCGACGACGCCCAGAAGGCUGCGCUGGAGCGCUAUACCGACUUGGCCGUCAACCGCAGCACUGCGGCGGCCAUCAACGGGCGUGACCAGAUCCUCCGCGACAACGUCGAGGACGGCUUGCCCGCGCAGUUCGUAGCCGAGGAGGCCGACUGCAGGCUGUACUGGACCCUGCCCAUGAUCACGGACAUCACGGCGGUGUGGAAGGCCGUUGCUGACUCGGCGUGGAACGGCGCUACAUGUGCUUAUGGGAGCAUCUCCACCUCCUCGUCUGGCACUGCCUCGAAGAGGAAUGCAGGUGAUGUUGCUGGCGGGCGUAUCGCCCGGCCGAUCCAGCGCCACCCUACGAGGAUCAGCAGGCGGGAGCUUUCCCAGCCGGAGAGCGUUAAGGCGAAGCACAUCCUGAAGGCCAUUCCUUAA
Molecule: messenger RNA, 2211 nt
Organism: Diaporthe amygdali
Lineage: Eukaryota; Fungi; Ascomycota; Sordariomycetes; Diaporthales; Diaporthaceae
Product: peptidase s41 family protein
Exons: 2
Coding region: 1-2211 (736 amino acids)
Source: RefSeq, a predicted model, not a curated record